AUGUCUUCCAUCAGCCAGUGCGUGGAAGCCAGAUCAAGAGAGCCAGAACCUUGUGGAGAAGAGUCCGCCACCAUAACAAAACCACCAGUAGCUGCGACGCUUCCAGAAGCAGUGGCUGAAAACAAGACAACGGCGCCGCGGAAGACCAAUGCCGAACUCGAGGCCAUCACCGAGCAAAACCAACUCGAUUCUCCCUUCCUCCGCCUCCCCGGCGAAGUGCGCAAUAUUAUCUACCAUUGCGCCCUCGGCAAUCACGAGAUCUACGCCAUGCCCACCCGCCCCGAAGGAUUUGUCUGCAUGGGCCGCCCGAACCACCAAUUCCCCUGGAAGCUGGAGCCCAUCGAGCAAAUUAUGGCCCUAUAUCUUCCGCUCGUCUGUCGGCAGAUCUGCUUUGAAAUGGGAAAAUACUUUGUAUUCAAGUUCAACUCGUUCGGCUCAACAAGGCCGGGCGAUUUCCACUUGCUGAUGGAGAGCUUGACGGUGGAGCAGCGGAGCAUGUUGGAGGCGCCGAUAUGCGUUGUGCUCAAGGCACAUGACCUUCACAGAGAUGCGUACGUUGACGAAUUUGAGGCUGGUGGUACUCAGGGAUUUGGAUUAUAUGGGAGAGAAGGCUAGGGUGGAAGUGGUCAAGGACAUAAGAAGUAUAGUUGAGAAGGAGGGGUUGGAGGUGGAGAUUGAGACUGUUGUUUCCCAUUCUUUUCAUGAUCGAGUAGUUUAUCGACAAGCUUGUUCUAGUCACUAUAGAACCACUCCGUACUACAUUGCUAGGAAAAGUAGCCUCUGUAGAUUAGAUUAGUUGUCUUUGAUACAGCGCCGAAUACCCGUGAAACGGUGUUAAGCUGAAUUGUUGGAAGCCGGAACCUACGCUUAAACCUCUAGAUAGAUCUGACAUAGUUCUUAACUUACUCAUCUCGGAACGUAAUCAUUAUAUUGAUGUACGGUAGACUUCCGACUGAAUCUGGAUAGAGAG
Cucurbitaria berberidis CBS 394.84 is the source of this 970-nucleotide messenger RNA. RefSeq lists its product as uncharacterized. The transcript is spliced from 2 exons. Bases 1 to 615 code for a protein of 204 amino acids. The record is from RefSeq and is a predicted model, not a curated record. NCBI's taxonomy places the organism in Eukaryota, Fungi, Ascomycota, Dothideomycetes, Pleosporales, Cucurbitariaceae.